Messenger RNA from Protobothrops mucrosquamatus (brown spotted pit viper), 1464 nucleotides. It is a transcript of the gene PGK1, whose product is annotated as phosphoglycerate kinase 1. NCBI's taxonomy places the organism in Eukaryota, Metazoa, Chordata, Lepidosauria, Squamata, Viperidae. Gene Ontology annotation, cellular component: cytosol. The coding region runs from base 26 to 1279 and encodes 417 amino acids. The record is from RefSeq and is a predicted model, not a curated record. Gene Ontology annotation, biological process: glycolytic process; gluconeogenesis. Gene Ontology annotation, molecular function: phosphoglycerate kinase activity; ATP binding; ADP binding. The transcript has 11 exons.
CGCUCGCUUUCCCGGAGCCGCCGCGAUGUCUCUCUCCCACAAGCUCACCCUCGAUAAGGUCGACGUGAAGGGCAAGCGCGUCGUCAUGAGGGUUGAUUUCAAUGUACCAAUGAAGAAUAACAAAAUAACCAACAAUCAAAGAAUCAAGGCAGCGAUCCCGAGCAUCAAGCAUUGUUUGGACAAUGGAGCCAAAUCUGUAGUAUUGAUGAGUCAUCUGGGCCGACCUGACGGAGUUGCAAUGCCUGAUAAAUUCUCUUUGGAACCGGUAGUGGCUGAACUCAAAUCACUGCUUUGCAGAGACGUCACAUUCCUGAAAGAUUGUGUGGGUUCAGAGGUAGAGGCCGCUUGUGCCAAUCCUGCAGAUGGCUCCGUUAUUCUCUUGGAAAACCUCCGAUUCCAUGUAGAAGAAGAAGGAAAAGGGAAGGAUCUUUCGGGCAAUAAGAUCAAGGCUGAUUCUGCAAAAGUGGAUGCUUUCAGAGCAUCACUUUCUAAAUUAGGAGAUGUUUACAUUAAUGAUGCUUUUGGAACUGCACAUAGAGCUCACAGUUCCAUGGUUGGGGUCAAUCUGUCUCAAAAAGCGGCUGGAUUUCUAAUGAAGAAAGAGCUGGAUUAUUUUGCCAAAGCCCUAGAGAACCCAGAGCACCCCUUUCUGGCAAUCCUUGGAGGAGCUAAGGUUCAGGAUAAGAUUCAGCUAAUCAGUAACAUGUUGGAUAAGGUCAACGAGAUGAUUAUUGGUGGUGGAAUGGCCUUCACCUUCCUCAAAGUACUCAACAAUAUGGAGAUUGGUAACUCUUUGUUUGAUGAAGAAGGAUCAAAAAUAGUCAAAGAUCUGAUGGCCAAAGCCGAGAAGAAUGGUGUCCGGAUCACUUUGCCUGUUGACUUUAUCACUGCAGAUAAAUUUGAUGAGAGCGCUAACACUGGGGAAGCGACAUUGGCCUCUGGCAUCCCUGCAGGCUGGAUGGGAUUGGAUUGUGGCCCUGAAAGCAUUAAGCUCUUUGUCGAAGCUGUGGGCAGAGCCAAGCAAAUAGUGUGGAACGGUCCAGUUGGUGUCUUUGAGUGGGAGAAGUUUGCCAAAGGAACCAAAGCCGUGAUGGAUAAAGUGGUGGAAGUUACUAGCAAAGGCUGUAUCACCAUUAUCGGUGGAGGAGACACUGCUACCUGCUGUGCUAAAUGGAAUACUGAAGAUAAAGUUAGCCACGUUAGUACCGGAGGUGGAGCCAGUCUGGAACUUCUCGAAGGUAAAGUUCUUCCAGGUGUCGAUGCUCUGAGCAGUGUGUAAUGCAUAGAACGUGGAAUAAAUAAACACCACUUCCCUGACUGUUCCUGUAUGCCAGCAUUUAAAGUAGAUAUUCCACCACCUUCAUAUCUGUUCAAGCAGGAGAAUGCAAGGUGUAAACUGGAAGCAAGCGGAAUCAAAGUAUGAUAUCAGGUGUCUGUUCUGUAAAGAUGACAGUUUACGUAACA